GCGACAGGGAAGUGAGCGAGUGGAAACGAAGCCGGGAUUGAGGUGGUUAAUACCAGAGUGGGGAUGUACACAAGAUGAACGUAAACCAGCAGCCACACCCUGCCACUUCUUACAUGCAACCCCAGCAAGGUUACCAACAACCUAUUUAUGCAGCUCAGCAAAUGCCUGGACUCCCUCAGUAUCCUGGCUACAAUGGAUCUUUGCAAGGAUAUUCACAACAUGACCCUACACAAGGUCUCAUGGGACCACCACCAGUAUCGACUGCACCUACACCUACAAUAGCAGGUUCGUCUCUUCCAGCUGAACAGCAGCUGUACAGUCAAUAUGGCCAGGGAGAUGCACACAAUGGGCCAACAUCAGUAGCCAAUCAGAUGCAAAGACCUCCAAUGCGAUAUAUGCAACCAGGUACAGGACCACAAGCAACUAGUUAUCAGCCAUAUACUCCAUCGACUGCUAGUACACAGCAACUGACCAAUCAAAUUAUGGGAAUGCACAUCGGUAAUGCGGCAGCGGCACCAACAUCAACAGCAAUGGGUUAUGGCGUUCAGAAUCCUCUUCAGCCCAGUUCAGGAAGCUUUCCUACUGCCGGAUCUGGAUUUCAACAUUCAUAUUCCAGUAGCCAAGGUCCUUCUCCAAUAAAUUUGACACAAGGAAUGCCCCCUACAAGUCUGCCUCAGAGUCAGCCAACACAGCAGCGUUUUGCCAGUGGGCCUCCUCCACAGAACCUUCCUUCUUCACAAGCUCCAGGUUUUCCCCCUCCACCCUCAGCUGUUCAAGUACCAACUUAUGUUUCUUCUUCUGGAGGUCCUCAACAACCAUUUACACAGGGUCCACCUUUGCCCGGGCAGGCUCUACCUGCACCCCCAUUACCUCAUCCAAAUCACGCGUCCCCUAACCAAGCUCAACCACCAAUGCCUGGAGUUCCACUAAUAUCUACAAUGAGUGGUCCUCAGGGUCCACCCCCUCAUAUGCCAUCCAGUCAGGAUGGAUUUCCUCCUCAGCAGAACGGUUCAUUUGGGCAGAUCAAGGGUCCUCAGCCAGGAUACCCUGCGACAUACCCACGUGCUCCAAACUACGGCACCCAACCUGGACUUCAAGGUCCUCCUGCACCACCGCCCCCUGCACAAAAAAGGCUGGACCCGGAUUCCAUUCCCAGUCCUAUCCAGGUCAUAGAAGAUGACAAAAACAGGGGCUCUGAGCCUUUUAUUACUGGGCCAAGAGGUCAAGUUCCACCACUUGUAACUACAAAUGUCUUAGUCAAAGAUCAAGGGAAUGCAAGUCCUCGCUAUAUCAGAUGUACUUCCUACAACUUUCCUGCUAGUUCGGACAUGGCAAAACAGUCCCAGGUACCUCUGGCUGCCGUUUUUAAACCUCUGGCAACUCUUCCAGGGGAUGAGUUGCCUCCUUGUAUAGUUGAUCAUGUAGAGACUGGUCCGAUUCGGUGUAAUAGAUGCAAGGCUUACAUGUGCCCCUUUAUGCAGUUCAUCGAAGGUGGGAGGAGGUUUCAGUGCUGCUUCUGCAGUUGUGUUACUGAAGUACCAACACAUUACUUCCAGCACUUGGAUCACACAGGCAGGAGGGUAGACUGUUAUGAGAGGCCAGAACUAUCUAUGGGUUCUUAUGAGUUUACAGCAACUGUUGACUACUGUAAGAAUAACAAGAUACCCAAUCCUCCUGCGUUCAUCUUUAUGAUUGAUGUGUCCUACAAUGCUGUAAAGAGUGGCUUAGUAGCAUUGGUUUGUGAAGAACUAAAGCAACUUGUGGAUUACUUACCACGGGAAAGCAACAUGGAAGAAUCGGUUAUCCGGGUGGGUUUUGUGACCUACAAUAAAGUCCUCCACUUUUAUAAUGUGAAAAGCUCUCUGGCUCAGCCACAAAUGAUGGUUGUGUCCGAUGUAUCCGAUAUGUUUGUUCCUCUGCUGGAUGGUUUUCUUGUGAACGUGAAUGAAUCUAGAACAGUUAUCACCAGCUUGUUAGAUCAGAUUCCUGAAUUAUUUGCUGACACACGAGAAACAGAGACUGUGUUUGCUCCUGUUAUUCAAGCUGGUUUAGAAGCACUGAAGGCAGCAGAUUGUGCUGGAAAGCUGUUCAUUUUUCAUACAACACUGCCUAUUGCUGAAGCCCCUGGUAAACUUAAGAACAGAGAUGAUAAAAAGCUGGUCAACACAGACAAAGAAAAGAUAUUGUUCCAACCUCAAACAAAUUUCUACAACAACUUAUCCAAGGAUUGUGUUGCCCAGGGCUGUUGUGUAGACUUGUUCCUGUUUCCCAAUCAAUUUGUGGACGUAGCCACCCUUGGUGUGGUCCCAUUCCAAACUGGUGGUUCUGUUUACAAGUACACUUCCUUCCAGCCGGAAACCGAUAAAGAACAAUUUUUAAAUGACCUACGAAGGGAUGUACAGAAAGAAGUUGGAUUUGAUGCAGUUAUGAGAGUCAGAACUAGUACUGGCAUCCGGGCCACAGACUUCUUUGGUGCUUUUUAUAUGAGCAACACCACUGAUGUGGAAUUAGCUGGACUGGAUUGUGAUAAAACAAUAACAGUGGAAUUUAAACAUGAUGAUAAAUUGAAUGAAGACACUGGUGCCCUUCUUCAGUGUGCUGUACUGUACACAAGCUGUGGGGGGCAGCGUAGGCUUCGUGUUCACAACAUGGCUCUGAAUUGCUGUAACCAAUUAGCUGAUCUUUACCGUAACUGCGAAACCGACACCCUUAUCAACUACUUUGCGAAGUUGGCUUAUCGAGGAGUCCUUAGCAACCCAACAAAGACUGUAAGGGACACCCUGAUCAAUCAAUGUGCUCAGAUCUUAUCCUGCUAUCGCAAAAACUGCGCAAGUCCGUCAUCUGCUGGGCAGCUUAUACUCCCAGAAUGCAUGAAACUACUUCCUGUUUACCUAAACUGUUUGCUCAAAAGUGAUGUGCUGCAACCAGGGACUGAGAUGACCACCGAUGAUCGGGCUUAUAUCCGUCAGCUUGUUUCUGCCAUGGAUGUUGCAGAUUCGCAUGUCUUUUUUUAUCCUCGACUGCUGCCCUUAUCAAAAAUGGACCCUUCCAAUGAUGGCUUACCUUUAGCUAUCCGUUCAUCAGAGGAGCGUCUUUCUAAGGGUGAAGUGUAUCUCCUAGAGAAUGGUCUGAACUUGUUUGUAUGGGUUGGGGCAAAUCUACAACAGUCAUAUAUCCAGAACCUUUUUGGUGUAUCUUCCUUCAGUCAAAUAGACUGUAGCAUGAAUGCGCUGCCAGUGUUAGAUAACCCAGUUUCAAAUAAAAUACGGGGUAUCAUAACAAUGUUCAGAGCACAGAGGCCACGUUAUAUGAAGCUUAUUAUUGUGAAACAGGAUGACAAGAUGGAGAUGCUCUUCAAAAACUUGUUGGUAGAAGACAAGAACCUGAAUGGAGGUGCUUCAUAUGUAGACUUCCUAUGCCACAUGCACAAAGAAAUCAGACAACUUCUAAGUUAAAAAAAGCAACCAGCAGUGUGCUCAUAGACAUAUGAUGUUUCACUAACCACCUUGGUCUGUUAACUUUGCUACUACAACCAGGACAGCAGCAGCAGCUUAUUUUUUCCUCUUCAACUUUCCUCAAAAUCAAUAAACCUCCUGUAAAAAGGCAAUUUCAGAAAGAAGCGGAAGGUUAAAUACAAAGUAACAAAAGGCCAGAGGGAGUAUUUAAGGAGGUUGUGAAAGUACCUAGAAAAGGAGCCCAAACACCAAAAUUCCUUGGUAGUACUGUCAGAAUGAAUGUAGUGUAUCAACUUGGAUUAAAUAAUUGUUAAAAUACACUGGUAAUUGCCUAAAUAGCUUUGUCUGCCUUUCCCAAAUGAUUGAUGGAUAAAUGUAUAAAGAAAUUGUCAGUAUCAUGUGAUGACAUAAUUUUUGAAGUUGUGCCUGGCAAUAAGAAAUGUAACCCUCCCCACCCUUAGACCCAUGUUUUUUUUUUUAUUCAGCUUGUCACCGUUUGAGAACGGCUAAUGAAAAUGGCCAUACUAUUAAAGCUGUGCAAAGAAAGCAUCAUCCUGGGCGCUGAAGGUGUAACUAAGCUAAAAAUAUUUGUUCAUAUACAAAAUGAUAUACCCCUUUUAAAGAUGGCACCUAGCAACACUUUAUUUUUCUAUAAAAAAUUAAAUCAUCCAUAUUUAAUUUU
Xenopus laevis (African clawed frog) is the source of this 4137-nucleotide messenger RNA. RefSeq names its product SEC24 homolog C, COPII coat complex component S homeolog (gene sec24c.S). Gene Ontology annotation, molecular function: SNARE binding; zinc ion binding. Gene Ontology annotation, cellular component: COPII vesicle coat; ER to Golgi transport vesicle membrane; cytosol. The record is from RefSeq and is marked provisional. Lineage: Eukaryota; Metazoa; Chordata; Amphibia; Anura; Pipidae. Gene Ontology annotation, biological process: COPII-coated vesicle cargo loading; endoplasmic reticulum to Golgi vesicle-mediated transport; intracellular protein transport.